AUGGCGACGACCAAGCUGUCCCCGCUCUCGCCUGUGCGGCCGGACGACAAGCGGCGCGCGCCGGCGGCGUCGGUGGUGCUCAAGGUGCAGGACAGCUCCGCGGCCGAGGCGUACGAGCAGUACCUGCGGCUGCCGGAGCUGUCCAGGCUGUGGAAGGCCGCGUGCUGCCCGGGCUGGCCCGACGAGGGCCUGGUCAAGCCCGCGCUGCAGGCGCUGGAGAUCACCUUCCGCUUCGUCUCCGUCGCGCUCUCCGACCCGCGGGGCUACGCCAGCCGCCGCGAGCUCGCGCGGCGGCUCGAGUCGCUCGCCGCGCGGGAGGUGGAGGUGGUGGCCGCGCUCUGCGAGGGGGACCGCGGCGCGCCGCUGGCCGAGCUGAGCUCGUCCGAGGGCGUGCUCCCGCGGGAGCGGAGCGCCUCGGAGGUGUGGCAGCUGCCGGGGAGCGCUGCCGCAGUGGUGUGUCAUGCCAGUGAGGCCAGCUUGCUCCCGCGCCUCGCCGCGUGGGACAAGUCCGAGACCCUGGCGGCCAAGAUCAAGUACGCCAUCGAGAGCCAGAUGCAGAGCUGCGCCUUCUCCCUCGGCCUCGGCGAGCCCAACCUCGCCGGCAAGCCGGUGCUGGAGUACGACCGCGUCGUGCAGCCGCACGAGCUGCACGCCCUCAAGCCCAGGGUCGCGCCGGAGGCCAAGACCGGCUACCGCAACCGGGAGAACGAGGCGCUCUUCACCAUCCACCAGAUUCUUGAAUCCUGGCUGUGCGCUGCGUCUCAGCUUCUUACCCGCCUGAACAGCCGGAUCGAGGCGAAGGCCUGGGAGGCGGCGGCGAGCGACUGCUGGAUCCUGGAGCGGAUCUGGAAGCUGCUCGCCGACAUCGAGGACCUGCACCUGCUCAUGGACCCGGACGACUUCCUGCGGCUCAAGAGCCAGCUCGCGAUACGGCCGGCGCCGGACGGCACCGACGCGUCCUUCUGCUUCCGGUCCAGAGCGCUGCUGCACGCCGCGAACGCCACGAGGGACAUCAAGAAGCUGGUGCCGUGGGUGAUCGGCGUGGAGGCGGACCCCAAUGGCGGGCCGAGGGUGCAGGAGGCGGCCAUGAGGCUGUACCACGGCCGGAGGCGCGGCGAGGGCGAGGAAGCCGGCAAGAUCGAGCUGCUGCAGGCUUUCCAGGCCGUGGAGGCGGCCGUGCGGAGGUUCUUCUUCGCGUACCGGCAGGUCGUGGCGGCGGUGUGUGGCACGGCGGAGGCGUCGGGCAACCGGGCGCUGUUCGUGCCGGCGGAGGGGACGGACCCGCUGUCGCAGAUGUUCCUGGAGCCGCCCUACUUCCCCAGCCUCGACGCCGCCAAGACGUUCUUGGCCGACUACUGGGUUCAGCACAUGGCCGCCGCCUCUGUUCCGUCAGGGCGCAGCUGA
This is a messenger RNA of Triticum turgidum subsp. durum (durum wheat), 1404 nucleotides long. The record is from the annotation of a GenBank genome assembly. NCBI's taxonomy places the organism in Eukaryota, Viridiplantae, Streptophyta, Magnoliopsida, Poales, Poaceae.